Molecule: messenger RNA, 1943 nt
Organism: Sus scrofa (pig)
Lineage: Eukaryota; Metazoa; Chordata; Mammalia; Artiodactyla; Suidae
Source: RefSeq, a predicted model, not a curated record
AUGAACGCAGACUGGCCGGUGGCCGGGACAGGGUUUGGGCGGGAGAACCGGUGGCCGGCGUUCCCGCGGCCACCUCAGCGCGGGGCCGACGGGCGGCGGAGGGGUUGGGCGGGGUCGGGUUCGGGGUCGACCCUACGUGGCCGCCGCCGCCGCAGCCGAGGGACUCGCAGGGCCUCCGACCGAAGGCUGCCGGAACUAGCGGGCGAGAGGCGCGGGGCCACUAACAAGCGCCCCCGGCCCCUCGAGGCCCGUGAGCCAUGGCGGGCGCCCGGCGAGUCCGCCGCUCCACAGCGAGUGGCUAGCCGGCCCACCCUCUGCCUACUGCCCGCCCUCUGCCUCCUGCCGGCGAGCGCAGCCCCUGCGCUCAGCGCCCCCGCCUACGCCAACUGCGAGCUCAAGCCCCAACAAAGUGAAUUGAAUUCCUUCUUGUGGACCAUCAAGCGAGACCCACCGUCUUACUUCUUUAGCGCGAUCCGUCCGUACACCCGGGUUUGGGACUUCAUCCCUGACAACUCCAAGGAGGCUUCGGCAGAGCUGGACCUCAUGGACCCCUCUACCAUCUCAGCUCUCACCAGCUGUCAGAUGCUGCCCCAGGGUGAGAACCUCCAGGACAUGCUCCCCAGGGACAUCUACUGCCAUCUCAAGCGCCACCUAGAGAACGUCAAGCUCAUGAUGCCCUCAUGGAUGACUCCUGACCAGCGCCGGAAGGGUCUCUAUGCAGACUACCUCUUCAGUGCCAUUGCUGGGAACUGGGAGUGGAAGAGGCCCAUCUGGAUCAUGCUCAUGAUCAACUCCCUGACCGAAGCGUACACCAAGUCCCGUGGGGUGCCCGUCUUAGACCUGUGCCUUGCCCAGGAGGCCAAGCGGCUGAGGAAACAGACGGGGGCAGUGGAGAAGGUGGAAGAGCAGUGUCAUCCCUUGAAUGGGCUGAACUUUUCGCAGGUUCCCAAUUUUAUUAAUGCCACGCUACUGCCCCCGGAACGCAUCACCGCUCAGGAGAUUGACAGCUACUUCCGCCGGGAGCUUCUACAAAAAAAGAAUGAGUUUAAUGAUAUUCAAAUAAAAUUGUUAGUAGAAAAAAUAAGGGAUCAAACUGCUGCAUUUCUGAUGGUUUUUCUCACCGCAGGGCAUUUCAUGGGCAACAACACAGUUCUGGAUGUCAUUCGGCGUGAAGGCUAUGAGGUAGAAUACGCCCCCGCUGGAUGACCCAUCAACAAAGGCAAGAGUAAAAGCCCCGCAUUGCGUCCUGCUGCCUCCUUGGCUCCGGAAGCGCCGACCCCGGAAGCACCUCUACCGGAAGCUGGGGCCGCUGGGCGCUCACUGUUACAGCCCUACGCGUCUCUGCCUCACGUGACUGUGCCCGGAAGCAUGGACUUCACAGAGGCAGAAAGAAAGUUCCGGAAGAAGCGGAGACGGCCUUAGCGGAGGCAGUGGCUUCGGCAGUUCAGCGACCUGUGCCUCUGACUGGAGGAGAGUGCUGUGGGCCCACAGCUCCAGGUCCCUGUUCUGGACGGGCACAUCUCCGCUGAGCUGUGGCUCUCUCACCAUGGACAUUCCCCCAACAGCCAGACGGUGGCCAGCAGUGCCUGCCUGUCUCUCUGGAUCCCUGCGUUCUGGGUGCUGGAGCUGGCUUUCCAGACAGAGGCACUCUUCCUGUACUGACCAGAGGAGCCAAGCCAAGACCCUGGCCCCUCGGACUUGAAGGCCAGUCAUUCCUGUACCCACACUCUGGUCAGGCCCUGAUAGGCCCAACCCAGGAGAAGAGACUCCAAAUAAAGCCAGUGUUGCUUCUCCUUUUUCCAAGGAAUGACUUUGGGUUUUCUAGCAAUCCUUGGGGUGGGUGGGGGGAGUUGUACAGCUUUGUAACGUAAUGAGCUGUAUGAAGAUAAGUAAUGGUAAAUGAAUCGUAUGGAAAUAAUUAAAUACCUUUUUGUGUGUGUGUA